ACCAGUACCAGCUCUUCCUUGUGCGACUUCCCUUCCUUUCAUAUCGUCUCCUCUACCGUUUACCCACCAUCGAUCGCCGGAUCUCUCCCCUUCCCUUCCCGGAGCACCCAGACCCAGGAGAUCGACUUCGCCGCGCCGGCUCGCCGGCGACGACAGCAACCAAAGAGUGCUGGCGUGUGAUGAAAAAAGGCAGUGCCCACCACAAGGAGACUCACGGAACCAGCGGCGACAUAAGCGAGGAAACGUCUGUGGAGUGCGUGAGGGCCCCCAAUCUGCUCGAACGCGCCAAGGAAGAGAUCGAAGCUCUCGUGUCAGCUAUCCACGGCAAGAUGGAGCACCACUCCAGUCCCCGCAGGAAGGAGGGUGAAUUGCACAAGGACUCCAAGGAAGCCAUUCAUGCAACCACGCAUAACAAGACCCAUGAGACCGAAACUCAUGGUACAAGCAAUGAUAUAAGCGAGGACACCCCAGUUGACAAAGUGAAAGGCCCCAAUGUGUUUGAACGUGCCAAGGAAGAGAUCGAGGCUAUCGUUGAGGCUAUCAUUCCGAAGAAAGGAUCUGAUAAGUGAGCAUGGAGCGCACAGAGGAGAUUGUGUCGUCAGUUGUUGUGAAAACUACAUGGGCAUCAUUUGCCAGAUGUCCACAGGAAGGCAUGUCUUCUGCAUUGCCAAACCCUGGAGUUGUAAUAGCUGAAUUCUUCAUUGUAUCGUCGCUGCUUGCUGUUGAGCAGAAGUUGUAUAAAGUGUGACAUGAUGUACAGUGCGCUGUUUUGUGUGGAUUUCCAAUAAGCUGUAUACGAAGCAUGCAUCGUCA
This is a messenger RNA of Lolium perenne, 813 nucleotides long. RefSeq lists its product as uncharacterized. The record is from RefSeq and is a predicted model, not a curated record. Lineage: Eukaryota; Viridiplantae; Streptophyta; Magnoliopsida; Poales; Poaceae.